Salvia miltiorrhiza (redroot sage) is the source of this 772-nucleotide messenger RNA. RefSeq names its product MLP-like protein 423. The record is from RefSeq and is a predicted model, not a curated record. Bases 158 to 616 code for a protein of 152 amino acids. NCBI's taxonomy places the organism in Eukaryota, Viridiplantae, Streptophyta, Magnoliopsida, Lamiales, Lamiaceae. Gene Ontology annotation, biological process: defense response. The transcript is spliced from 2 exons.
GGUUGUUAGGGCAAUUAAAGUUCCAAUAAAUGUAGAUACAUGGCAGAAAUGGAGUAGCUAGGGAGAAAAUGAGUCUAUAUAAAGAGGGGGUGUAAUAAUGUUUAAAGCAUCAUAUCAAAUUGUGAUAUAGCAAAAGUGUAGUUGUUUGUGUGUAGGAAUGGCGUCGAAGAUUGAGAUGGAGGUGGAGUUGAAAAGUGAUGCAGAAAAGGUAUGGAAGGGCAUGAGGGAAUCUACGAUUCUCUUCCCCAAAGCCUUGCCUCAGCACUACCAAAGCAUUGAGAUUCUUGAAGGUGAUGGCAAGUCUGUCAACUCUGUGCGUCUCGUUAACUAUCCACAAGGAAUAUCAGCGGUGUCGAGCAUAAAAGAGAAGAUCGAAGCCGUUGACGAAGAGAAGAAAUUCGUGAGGUACAGUGUGAUAGACGGCGACAUUUUGAAAUACUACAAGAAUUUCAAAGGCAGCCUGAGCGUGAGCGGGAAGCCCGAUAACAGCGGAACCUCACUCAAAUGGGCGUGUGAAUUCGACAAGGCCUCUGAAGAUACCCCCGACCCGGAUUUCAUCAAGGAUUUUGCCCUCAAAACUUUCCAAGAUUUGGAUGCUUAUAUUCUCGCUAAUUAAACAAUUCUGCGAGAUAAACUUUUAUCCCAUGCUAUGCUAUGCUAUGCUAUGAAUCAAACGACCAUACCUCCAUUCCCUGUUACUUGAAUGUAUGCGUCUUAAUUAAUGUUACUUUAUUGGAAAAAAGAAGGAAUAAAACUUGAAAUAUUGGAGUUA